UGUAAAAGACUACAAAGAGACCAAGAAUUAUUUUCUCAACAGAAACAAUUGCAGCAUGAUGUUCACCGUUUUGACAAAUUUGAUUUUUGUGAAGAAAAUAGUUGGGAGCCAUCCGUUCACUUUUCACCACCGCCAGAGCCUAGAAUUCGUAUUGAAAAUUAUGCUGCUUAUAAUGUGACUGAUUCUCAACUGAUACCUGUUAGUCAUUCGGCAAAAGUCUCUCCUUUGAAUCUAGCAAGCCGUAAUUAUGAAAACAAUCCUCUCAGUUCACUUCACAAGCAGCGCUGUGAUGAAGAAGCCAAGAAGGAACCCAAGAUGUCUACACCUAAAUAUUUCUCUUAA
Thelazia callipaeda (thelaziosis nematode) is the source of this 342-nucleotide messenger RNA. The record is from the annotation of a GenBank genome assembly. Lineage: Eukaryota; Metazoa; Nematoda; Chromadorea; Rhabditida; Thelaziidae.